Messenger RNA from Phyllostomus discolor (pale spear-nosed bat), 5011 nucleotides. RefSeq names its product fibroblast growth factor 6 (gene FGF6). Lineage: Eukaryota; Metazoa; Chordata; Mammalia; Chiroptera; Phyllostomidae. Gene Ontology annotation, biological process: cell differentiation; animal organ morphogenesis; positive regulation of gene expression. Gene Ontology annotation, cellular component: cytoplasm. The record is from RefSeq and is a predicted model, not a curated record. The transcript has 3 exons. Gene Ontology annotation, molecular function: growth factor activity; fibroblast growth factor receptor binding. Bases 196 to 822 code for a protein of 208 amino acids.
UCCCUACCAGCCACGGCUCAGCCUGGGUCCCUCUGCUCCCGACCCAAGUGCCCGAGGCAGGCUUUGGUUUUAUGUCAGCAGCCUUCAUCUGCCUUCCAAAAAUAAGCCCCUGCCGCCAUGCCGAGGGGAGAAAAACAAGAAGGGCGGUAUUUUUAGGGCCAUUAAUUCUGACCACGUGCCUGAGAGGCAAGGUGGAUGGCCCUGGGACAGAGGCUGUUCAUCACUAUGUCCCGGGGAGCAGGACGUCUUCAGGGCACGCUGCAGGCUCUCAUCUUCCUGGGCGUCCUAGUGGGCAUGGUGGUGCCCUCACCUGCGGGCACCCGCGCCAACAGCACGCUGCUGGACUCAAGGGGCUGGGGCACCCUGUUGUCCAGGUCCCGAGCUGGACUAGCUGGAGAGAUUGCCGGGGUGAAUUGGGAAAGUGGCUAUUUGGUGGGGAUCAAGCGGCAGCGGAGGCUCUACUGCAACGUGGGCAUCGGCUUUCACCUCCAGGUGUCCCCCGACGGCCGGAUCAGCGGGACCCACGAGGAGAACCCCUACAGCCUGCUGGAGAUUUCCACAGUGGAGCGAGGUGUGGUGAGUCUCUUUGGAGUGAAAAGCGCCCUCUUUGUUGCCAUGAACAGUAAAGGAAGAUUGUACACAACGCCCAGCUUCCAAGAGGAAUGCAAGUUCAGAGAAACCCUCCUGCCCAACAAUUACAACGCCUAUGAGUCAGACCUGUACCGAGGGACCUACAUUGCACUGAGCAAACAUGGACGGGUAAAGAGAGGCAGCAAGGUAUCCCCAAUCAUGACCGUCACUCACUUCCUUCCCAGGAUAUAAGGACCCUGAAAGAAGGCUCACAAGCUGAAAGUGACAUUUGUUUCUAUUGGAAUUUUGCACAAGUGAACAAUUCUCCUUACCCCCCAUGACUCCUGAGUCAGGUCUCUCUUGUGCUUGGGGAGACCUGAGUUGGUUCUGCUGGCCACUAGACCCCAUGACAAGCAUGGGGUUGCAGCCAGCAGUCUAGAGUGGUAUUGGAACCCAUGCUCUGAUCUCACCUGAGGAAGGAAGGUACAGGUGACAUUUAUGGAAUGUGACCUUGUGCACAGGAAAAGGCCAGGGUGGAAAUGUGUGUGUGUUGAUGUACAUCCAUACAUUUUUGUAUGUAUUGUCAGAGCAGAGGUGUUUCAGAACAUCAGGUUUCUUUCUUCCAAGAUCAUCACUGCAGGCACCUGCAUGCAAGAAUGUCACUCAUCAAACCUGCAGGACUGAUGUGUAUUACCAUUCUGCCUCUUUCCAAUCCUCUUUCCAUUCAGAAGCCCCUGUCUGCACAGUUUGCAUGUGUGGUGGGGAGCAGCAGAGAGGCAGGGUAAGUGGGGAUAAGAUUUACCUGCAAACCAGAAAGAAAAUGAGCAGGCACUCCAAUCUUCCUGCCGGCGAGGGCUCUGGGGACACUGGGACACAUUGUUGGGGCAGAUGAGGGAGAAGAGGCCCUUUCUUAGAGGAAGGGGGUACAGCAGUUUCUCAGGUGGUUGCAGAAGGCUGCUGAGAGCAGUGGAAGGGACUGGAUGUUCUAUGGGGAGCCUUUCUGCCUGGAGGAUCCAGUGCUGUGUGGCUCCAAAAACAAGAGGGGCCAGGCUGCCUGCCCAUAGCUUUUCCUCACUGUGAACCGGGUCUUAUUUUAACCUCAGAUGACAAGGAUCCUAAUAAUGGCAACCUUUUUGGCAAGGGGUGAGGGGCUGUGAAAUAGGGCAUGAAGGAAGUAGACAGGCUUUGGACUCCAGAUGAUAAUUCCUCUCCAACUACGUCCAGGAAACUCACCCAAGUUCUCAUCUGAUACCCACACUUCCUUCUUGGUCAUCCUCAUCUCACACGCACACUGGUGCCUGGAUGCAGGAGAAUGGGCUCCAUGAUGUGCAGGGUUUGCCCCCUCUAACCCCCUACAGGAGAAGAGUGUUAAUCCUGUAAAAUCAAGCAGCCAAGCUGAAGCAGCUCCUUGCUGGUCAGUGUCUUCUUGCCUCCUGCCCUUUGAGAGUAUUUAAAGCAGAGGUUCCCCAAGCGACUAUAAAUGUUGUCUGCCUGGGGCCUUCAGAUUCCUGAGCCAUUGGAACGUUCCUAAAUCUGAAACCAGAGAGAGCCAUAUCAGAGUGCAAAUAUUUUCGGCAUACGUGAACCGCAGAGUUACAAAAUGACCUGACACCCUCUGUUACUCUCGGGGCCCCCUGCCUGCAAGACAAUCCCUCAUCUGCUGCCAAUGCCUUCAUCUUUGGCAUACCUCUCUACGUGCAGAUGCGCCCAUCUAUACAUAGAUCUGAUCUGAACGACUGUGGGCCGGAGAUGGACAUUGGCAACCAAGGGAGAGAUGUCAUGCCGGCCACCUUCUCUGCCUGGCAAAUAGCAGUAAGGACAUGUGUUGGGUGAGGAGGAAAAGUCCACAUCAAGGUGAGCGAAGACUGAAAACACAGUAAGAGCUCAGGAGCGAAGUGGACAUGGCCAAGUCUUGCAUAGAAAUUGGAAGGAGCUGAGGUCCUGGAUCAAAUCGAAGGGAGUGGAAAAAUGGUCCAUCUUCACUGGAGUAAUUGAAGUGCAGGUCUGCUUGGAGGCAGGGGACAAAGUCAACUGUUUUUCAGGAGAUUGGCCAGAGUAAUCUCUCUCUAUAAUAGGGUUCAUCAGAAAUGGAUGCUCUCAGAACCUGAGCGGUGUGUCAGUUCCCAAUGGAAGGUGGUGGGAGUGUAGGAAGAAGGUUGGGUGGAUGGAUGCACGGGGUGAUAUGGUAAAAAGGAAAAAGUUAUAGGUCCCAAAGCAUUAGUUCCUUUCCACCUAGGUCUUUGAGCUAACUUGGCAUGAGAGGGACCUCAGACUACUAGAUCUUUUCUGCAUCCCUCUAAUGGUUCAUAAAAGUGCUCUAAUCCUGAUAAGGAUUUUUCCCAAUUGUCUGAUCCCAUGUUUCAGACCGGGGGUGAGAAGGAUGAGCUGUAAAAUGCCUGGGAUCAGGUAGGCUAGAUAUUCAGUCACUACAUAGUGGCUCCAGCACACUGAUUAUCUGUCACGAGCAGCUGGGUGUCUGUUCCAACCGGUACCAGGACCAUGCUAUGUAAGGUGUUAAGUAUUUUGAAUAUCAUCCUUGGAACAGGGAGGCAUGCUUGACUCUUUGACAUUCUUUCCAUCCAUAGGAAUUCUCCCAAGGGCUUUCUCUGUGACCUAUAAGUGAUUCAACCUUAAGAAAAAUCAGUCUUCAUUCACAGAAGUGGGUUAAGGGACAGGAGCAGAGCAAGAUCAGUGAGGGGCUUCUCAGUCCCUCCUCUCCUGCUGCUUGGUCUGUGCACAGGUGUGCAGAGCCAUCACCUAGCUGAUCAUCAUGUCUACUGAGUCCUGAAUUCAGCUGUCAGCCCCAUUGUAUCUAAGGCUACAAAAGAUUUUGCACAGACAGGAAAACAAGGGUGUCUUCACCUUCCUGCUAACGAUGUACUGAGAAUGACUUGGUCCUUCCUCCCCCAGAUCCUGAGCUACGACCCUGGUUUAGAGACUUUUGUCGCUAACUAGUCUCUCUUCUAACCUGAACCUUCCCUGACAGCUCCAUGUAAGCGGGGGGGGGGGGGGAGUCAUUGAGGUUGCCUUGUUCCUCCUUCAAGAGUAAAUGAUAAAGACAGCAACAUACUGAACCCCUUUGAAGACAGAAUUCUCAGCUGGGACAAGGUUAGUUCAGAAACCAUGGGGAGCCCCAGGCCCAUGUAAAAUCAGCACCCUUUUCAGGGUGAUGGAUGGACUUCAGAGGAAACCAGAGAACUCCAGCUGGCUUGUCCCGGCUUGAUUACAUCUGCUUCAUCAUCUGCUGCCUUCCGAUCCCCCUUCCUUUCCCACUUCCCAUAUAUUUUUUAACCUUCUUUGGAAAGCAGCACAUAAUUAUGUUAUUAAUACCCUACCAUUAUCCUUCACAUCCUUCCCCUCUGCCACCGCCUCCCACAGUAUCUCCAGCACACACUCCAAGGCCCAGGUCAGGCCCAUUAUUCUAUGACUUAAGAAAGAGAAUAUUUUCUCUAUCAUCUGACCCAGGCUAUAAACCUCUCUCCUUUUUAGACACAUAGAUUUUUCCUCAGGCCAAUAACACAAGCCUGAAAUUCUCUCUGGACCCCACCCUGUCCCGGGCAGUUUGGAACUCUCCUGCCUGCGCUGGCUCUGGGCCCCUAUCUUGUGCUACACCUUAGCUCCUUCUCCUGAGUGUAAGUUCUGAGGAAGAAAGAAGUACAAAAACCCAUGAGCUGGAGUUCUCCCGGAGCUUGACAUCACUGCCAGGGCCACAGCCACUGCAUAACUCUAACUACCACAUGCAGUCACUGGCCUCCAAGACACAGGAAUAUCCCAUCUGCCCUCUGACCCCUCUGUCCCAUUUCAUGUGGACAUGCACUAGAAAACUCCUACAGAUUUCUAUCCCAAUGCUUUCCCCUGAAGGCUCUGAAGAGGUGUUCUUUGGCACUUCCCACUCCCAUGCUUGCAAAGCAGGUCUCUAAUAUUCAUCCCCACUCCUCCCAGCAAGGAACCAGCCACUCAUUCUGCUACCUCCCAGGAAAAAUUCAAGGGUAGGAAUGUCUGGGACAAGGCCAGGGAAUAGACAGAAAUACUGCAGUCUGCAUUUACACCUGAGUUGGUGUUCCUCCUUCCAAAAUAGGAGGGCUUGAUUGCACCCAAAACAGACCCCAGAUCUAGUCCAUCACACAGUUGGCAACACGGAACCAUGUUUGUAUACCUCAUGAACUACUGAAAUUCCAGCAUUCAGACAGCUGUGUCCCCACGUGGUUUUCCCUUCUAUAAAUCACUAAGUACAGCUGUCCUCAAGCUUGGGUCUAGUGAGUAGGAAAGCUCAGAAUUUGUGCAGUCAUAUGCUUGUAAAAUGUGACGCUUCUAUUUUGUUAAUAUGUAUGUGCUAUGCACAAACCAUAUCAUGUUCCAGCAAAAAAGUAAAAGGUCUUUUUAUACGUUCCUCUAAACUGUUCAACUCCACCCCUCCUAUUAAAACUGACAGUGAAUCUCU